GACUCGGCUUCACACAUCACGGGGAGGGGUGAAUGGAAUAGCAGACAGAAAGUUUUAGUACCACGGACUUAAUAUGAACUAAGGAGAAACUGGGACCAUUCUACAAAUAUUUACAAAUGCCUAGUGACCCACCGUGUCAUAUUUCUGCUGGCGUGAGUGUGUUUAGGCCUACCGAGCGAUAACUCGUGUUAUGGAACAGCAGGUGAGCGACGAAGAAGAACCUCAACCUGUAGUCCUUAGAGAAGAGAACCGGAGGAGGAGAAGAAAGAUGAAAGCCUUCACCUCCACCUUCUCCGUGGCCAUGGAUCAGAUAGCCAUCGAGUUCGUCCUCCCCACCACCACUAAGAGUAGCCGCAGCCCCGACACCUUGCUCCUGGAGGUGGCUGGGAACUGGACGGUGGAGCAGGUGAAAGCCCAGGUGUGGCUGAGGGUAGUAGCCACCAACCUGUGCCCCGAGUUCUAUCAGAAGUACUCCCCUGACCACUGCAUCCUGCUCUACCAGAAGAAGGGCAACUGGUGUGAGAUCUACGAUAAGCACCAGGUGUUUCAGACCCUGGACUGCAUCCGCUACUGGAAAGCUCUAAAGAAAGAUGUGGGGAAGAUCCACCUGACGUGCCGGCCUCAGCCCUCGGAGGAGUCCACACAGUACCAGAGGUAUCUCAACUACCUGAUUGGCUACGACGUCACCGACGUCAGCAACGUGCACGAUGACGAGCUGGAGUUCACCAGGAGGAAGCUCCUCACACCCCGCAAGAUAGAGCUGGCCGACCGGGACCCCAAACUCUACUCAAUGGACCCUUGGAUCACAUCCAAGCACCUCCCAGAGUACCUGCUCACCAAGGUGACCAACAGCCACCUCCUGCUGGUCAUUCACAGGAACAAGGCCAGCCAGACCAUCAAGGUGUCCAUCGACGACACGCCCGUCCAGGUGCUCCAGACCUUCUUUACGAAGAUCUCCAAUAAGAGGGCUCUGCUGGGAGUUCCUGAGGAUGUGUGUGAGGCAGACUACGUCCUGAGGGUGUGUGGCAGGGAAGAGUAUAUCUAUGGGAACCACCCGGUCAGGGACUUCCACUGGGUCCGACAGUGUCUGAAGAACGGGGAGGAGAUCCAUCUGGUCCUGGAGUCGGCUCCUAAUCCAGGUCAAGACCUGGUCCAGAAAGAGGACUGGGCACAGGUGGAUGACUGUACUGGAGUGGCAGGCACCCAUGAGCAGCUGACGAUCGACGAGAAAGACCACGAGCGGGUCUUCACAAUCUCUCUGUGGGACUGUCACAGGAAGUUCAGGGUUAAAGUCCUGGGCAUAGACAUCCCGGCCCUGCCGAGGAACCCUGAGCUGAUUGUGUAUGUGGAGGCCAGUAUCUUCCAUGGCCAGCAGCUCUUGGCUCAGGAGAGGACCUCCUCCAAGGCUUUCACUGAGGAGGUGCUGUGGAACACCUGGCUGGAGUUUAAUAUACGCAUCAGAGACCUGCCCAAGGGGGCUCGCCUCAGCCUACAGGUGUCCUGUGGGAAGGCCCAGACCCAGACCUCUAAAGGCACCUCCUACCAGGACAACGGAGGAUCCCCGGUUGGAGGUGGCAGCGGCAGCCAUGAUUGUAAUAAGACUAAGAGUCGUCUGCUGUACUACGUCAACCUGCUGCUGGUGGACCACCGCUCGCUGCUGCGCCAGGGAGAGUUCAUCCUCCACAUGUGGAAGAUGCCUGAGAAGACCGAGGACAACAGCAGCGUCAAUGCAGACAAGCUGACCUCAGCCACCAACCCAGACAAGGCCUCCUCCAUGGCCGUAGCCAUCCUGCUGGACAAGUACUGCUACCCAGUGGCCCUGCCCAAGAGCAGGGAGGGCAAGGAGGCUGGGGGGGAGGGUCGGGAGGCCGAGGGAGGGGAGAGGGGGCAAAGGGAGAUGCCUAACCACCUGAGGAAGCAGUUUGAGGCAAUUGUUGAGACCGAUCCACUGCACCCUCUCAGCCAAGAAGACAAAGAGCUGCUGUGGCACUUCAGAGAGGAGUGUAUGCGUCACCCCAGGGCAUACCCCAAGCUGCUGGGCUCUGUGCGGUGGGGUAGACAGGAGGCUGUCCUGGCCACCCAUAGGCUGUUGGAGAGGAGCUCUGUGUGGGACCGUAGUGUGCUGGAUGUGGGCCUGGCCAUGCAGCUGUUAGACUGCCACUACUCUGACGCUCACGUCCGCUCCAUGGCCGUACGCAAGCUAGAGACCCUGGGGGAUGACGACGUCCUGAGGUACCUGCUGCAGCUGGUCCAGGCUGUGAAGUUUGAGCCGUACCAUGACAGUGCCCUGGCCAGGUUCCUGUUGAAGAGAGCUCUCAGGAGUAAGAGGAUAGGUCAUUUCCUUUUCUGGUUCCUGAGGAGUGAGAUCGCCCAGUCCAUGCACUACCAGCAGAGGUACGCUGUGCUGCUGGAAGCCUACCUCCGAGGCUGUGGAGAGGACAUGCUGCAGGAUUUCAGACGCCAGGUGGAGAUGACAGAAGCCCUGCAGAAAGUCACCAGGGAGAUCAAGGCCAUGUCUGCUGAGAAAUAUGAUGUUUCUGCACAAGUUGUGUUCCAGCUGCGUCAGAAGCUGGAGAACCUGCAGACGUCUGGGCUGCCAGAGAGCUUCAGAGUGCCCUAUGACCCGGGUCUACGGGCUGGUGCUCUGGUGAUAGAGCAGUGUAAGGUGAUGGCCUCUAAGAAGAGACCGCUGUGGCUGCAAUUUAAGAGGGCUGACCCCACCACGCUGUCCAGUGACACCAUCGGGGUCAUCUUUAAGGACGGGGAUGACCUCAGGCAGGACAUGCUCAUUCUACAGAUUCUGCUGAUCAUGGAGUCCAUAUGGGAGGAAGAGUCUUUGGACUUGUCCUUAUUGCCCUACGGUUGUAUCUCUACUGGGAAUAAAAUAGGGAUGAUUGAGAUAGUGAAAGAUGCCACCACUAUUGCCAACAUCCAGCAGAGCGUUGUGGGAAGCACGGGAGCGUUCAAGGACGAGAUCCUCAACCAAUGGCUGCGGGACAAGUGUGUGAGCGAGGAAAAGUUCCAGCAGGCGGUGGAGAGGUUUGUGUUCUCCUGUGGAGGGUACUGUGUGGCCACCUACGUCCUGGGGGUAGGAGACAGACACAACGACAACAUCAUGAUCACUGAAUCUGGUAACCUGUUCCACAUAGACUUUGGCCACAUACUGGGGAACUAUAAGAGUUUCCUGGGUAUCAGUAAGGAGAGGGUUCCCUUCGUCCUCACCCCUGACUUCCUCUAUGUCAUGGGCACAUCAGGGAAGAAGAGCAGCCCACAUUUCCAGAAGUUCCAGGAUGUGUGUGUGCGGGCCUACCUGGCUCUGAGGCAUCACACCAACCUCCUCGUCAUCCUGUUCUCCAUGAUGCUGAUGACGGGCAUGCCUCAGCUCACCAGCAAAGAAGACAUCGAGUACAUCCGCGAAGCGCUGACUGUGGGCCGGCCGGAGGAGGAGGCACAGCGCCACCUGCUGGACCAAAUAGAGAUCUGCAGGGACAAGGGCUGGACCGUGCAGUUCAACUGGUUCCUACACCUGGUGCUGGGCAUCAAGCAGGGGGUGGAUAAACGCUCAGCCUAGGGUGCUCCCCUUAUGGUGUCAAUGGCUUAGUGGGCUGGCAACACCAGAGGGAUGGGUUCAAAUCCCACACGGGCCACAUAUGUGAUAAUUGUAAGCCACUUUAGGUAAGAUUACUAUGUUGAUUGGACUCCCAAAUAAGGAGAGAGGGAGAUAUAGUCAGAGACCAAAGUCUGGAUUUAAAAGUUUGUCAACCCUUCCUCAAUGAUGUAACCAGUUGUUCUGAUGCAUUGCCCAUUGACUGUAUACAGUAACAGUCUUAUUGUUGCACUUUCAAGAUCAAAGCCGGAUCUUACCAUAUGUUUAUGAGUUAUACAUAAAUAUUGACUCCUGUUCCUCUGCUAAUGCACUGCAUCUGAUUGUAUCAUCUGUUAAUAUAACAUCCGACUUGCAUGACUGAUGGUGGCAAUACCAUAAUAAACCUAAUCAUAGAGAAA
Messenger RNA from Oncorhynchus nerka (sockeye salmon), 4005 nucleotides. RefSeq names its product phosphatidylinositol 4,5-bisphosphate 3-kinase catalytic subunit gamma isoform-like. Gene Ontology annotation, biological process: phosphatidylinositol-3-phosphate biosynthetic process; phosphatidylinositol-mediated signaling; phosphatidylinositol 3-kinase/protein kinase B signal transduction. Gene Ontology annotation, cellular component: cytoplasm; plasma membrane; phosphatidylinositol 3-kinase complex. The transcript has 16 exons. NCBI's taxonomy places the organism in Eukaryota, Metazoa, Chordata, Actinopteri, Salmoniformes, Salmonidae. Gene Ontology annotation, molecular function: 1-phosphatidylinositol-4-phosphate 3-kinase activity; 1-phosphatidylinositol-3-kinase activity. The record is from RefSeq and is a predicted model, not a curated record. Bases 191 to 3571 code for a protein of 1126 amino acids.